AUGGAGAGAGAGAACCGGACAGUGGUCAUUGAGUUCAUCUUCCAGAGGUUCACCAGCUUGCCACAGUUCCAGAUCCUGCUCUUUGUGCUGUUCCUAAUCAUUUACCUCCUCUCACUCAUGGGCAAUAUGCUUAUCAUCCUCGUCAUCCUGGUGGACUCCCACCUUCACACCGCCAUGUACUUCUUCCUCUGUAACCUCUCUUUUGUGGAGGUCUGGUACACCACCGUCACAGUGCCCAAGAUGUUGGCCAGCUUCCUGGCGGAGCAGAGCACCAUCUCUGCCUCUGGCUGCAUUGCCCAGUAUUACUUCUUCUUCUCCUUUGCUGCCACUGAGCUGUUCCUCCUGACAGUCAUGGCUUACGACCAGUACUUGGCAAUCUGCAACCCACUGCAUUACUCCACCAUCAUGAGCCCUAGCACCUGCCAGUACUUAGCUAUGUUAUGCUGGCUCACGGGGUUUGUCUGUCCCACAUUUGCAUCUUUCAUGCUUGCCAGGAUUUCCUUCUGCACCCCCAACAGGAUUAACCAUUUCUUCUGUGAUGCCAAUCAGCUCUUUAGGCUCUCAUGCAAUGACACCUACUCCAUACAGGCAGUAGGCUAUGCCUUCAGCACUGUCGUCAUCAUGUCUGCUGUCCUCUUCACCAUGGCCUCUUACUUCCAAAUCAUAGUCACCAUACUGAGGAUGUCAUCAGCUGCCGUCCGCAAGAAGACCUUUUCCACCUGUGCUUCGCACCUCUCUGUGGUCACCAUCUAUUUCGGGACCCUCAUUUUCAUGUACGUCCGCCCUGCAGUGAAGUAUGAGUCUAACAUCAAUAAAGUGGUGUCCGUUUUCUACUCGGUGAUAACGCCACUGCUGAAUCCGAUCAUAUACACACUGAGGAAUAAGGAUGUGAAAACAGCCCUGAGAAAAACAUUCUUGAGGAACAAGGGUUAA
Molecule: messenger RNA, 933 nt
Organism: Mauremys reevesii (Reeves's turtle)
Lineage: Eukaryota; Metazoa; Chordata; Testudines; Geoemydidae
Product: olfactory receptor 6N1-like
Exons: 1
Coding region: 1-933 (310 amino acids)
Biological process (GO): G protein-coupled receptor signaling pathway
Cellular component (GO): membrane
Molecular function (GO): G protein-coupled receptor activity; olfactory receptor activity
Source: RefSeq, a predicted model, not a curated record